Messenger RNA from Exophiala aquamarina CBS 119918, 1002 nucleotides. RefSeq lists its product as uncharacterized. Lineage: Eukaryota; Fungi; Ascomycota; Eurotiomycetes; Chaetothyriales; Herpotrichiellaceae. Gene Ontology annotation, molecular function: 2-oxoglutarate-dependent dioxygenase activity. Gene Ontology annotation, cellular component: cytoplasm. The record is from RefSeq and is a predicted model, not a curated record. The transcript has a single exon. Bases 1 to 1002 code for a protein of 333 amino acids.
AUGAACGGUGUCCAAACCAAAACCAUUCCUGGAGUCCCAAAAACUAUCCUUGGUGGCCACCCUACAGCCCAGACUCGAUGCACAACCCCUCUGAAGUAUUCUGGUACCCUAGAUCACUAUGAUUUCAAAGAUAUCACUCCUGCUAUCGGGCGGGAAUAUGAAGGUCUUCAAGCGCGGGCCCUUCUGAAUUCCCCGAACCGCCAUCAGCGCAUUAAAGAUCUUGCUACUACUAUCUCACAGCGCGGCGUUGUCUUUCUUCGUAACCAGGAUAUUACCCCAACGGAAAUGCGAGAACUGAGCGAAAUCAUAACAUCUGUCGCCGGUUGCCCCGAAUCAUCCGGUCUACAUAUCCAUCCCUUGACAGAAGAAACAUCUGAACUCGGUGACCAAAUCAGUGUCAUCUCCUCCGAAAAGCAGGCCAAGGGUGGUGGUCUGACGCAUCAACUGAGUGACACAUCUCGCUACGCCUCCGUCGGGUGGCAUGCGGACAUCACAUUUGAGCCGGUUCCGUCUGACUAUGCCAUGCUCAAGAUACACACGCUACCACCUACAGGCGGCGACACUCUCUGGGCAUCCGGAUACGAAAUUUACGAUCGGCUGUCACCUGCAAUGCAGACCUUUCUCGAAGGUCUCACUGCUACACACGAUGCCAAAUUCUUUCUAGAGGAGGCUGAGCGGUUGGGCAAUCCCUUACGAAAAGGCCUCCGAGGCCAUCCACUGAACCAAGGCGACGGACUGACGGCUACACAUCCUGUCAUCCGCACAAAUCCCGUAACGGGCUGGAAGAGUGUUUUUGUCAACAAGGGCUUCACAAGGCGGAUCAACGGCGUGACAAGGGAUGAGAGCGACUUGCUUCUUAAAUACCUAUUUGAUCUAAUCGUCCAUAACCACGAUGCCCAAGUUCGGUUCAAAUGGAACAAAAAUGACCUGGCUAUCUGGGACAAUCGCAGUAAUUGGCACUGUGCGACGUACGACUAUGCUGGGGCUAGGGCUGGAGAUUGA